Molecule: messenger RNA, 1906 nt
Organism: Gordionus sp. m RMFG-2023
Lineage: Eukaryota; Metazoa; Nematomorpha; Gordioida; Chordodea; Parachordodidae
Exons: 6
Coding region: 356-1357 (333 amino acids)
Cellular component (GO): membrane
Source: RefSeq, a predicted model, not a curated record
UAAAAACAAAAUUUAUUCAAAAAAUAUUUAAUUUUUUUGAUAAAUUACUUAUUUAUUUUCCUACAAAAGAACAAAAAGUCGCAAAUAUUUUAUUCCAAAUAUAUUUUAUAUUUCUUUAGUAUAUUCUUCAGGAAUUUUUAAAUAAAGAGAUCUCGUAACAUAAAAAUAAUGAUAACACGUCAAAUCAUUUAUUGAUAUCAAUAUUAAAAAAAUAUGGGCCCAUACCCACCAUAGUAAUACAACAUAAAUUUUCGUCAUUCCAUAUCAAUUAUUUUGGCAUUUCAGACUUUGUUUUAGCCUAGCUUAAACAACGAUAAACCUUGGUUACUAAAUCUAAAUUCUUUACACUUUUUAAAUGGAAAGAAGUGGAUAUUCAUAUUCCUACAAGGACAACGUUUCGGGCUUCCCGCCGAAUGUUGGAGAAAGAUCGGGAGAAAGAGUUAUAACAGAAACGGAAAAGGAGAGGGGUUAUAGCGUAAAAUGUUGUGGCUGCAUUCCGCUAUGUUUCGACAAAACAGAUGGCCCUCUGAUAAGGGGUGAUACUUCUGUCUUUGCUAGACCUAGUGGAUUUCUCAGAUUAUUACAAUUGAUCCCUCUUAUAAUAGCUUUCAUAGCUGUAGAAUUGGCUAAUUGGUGUUUUUUUGGUCUCAGGUCCUAUCGAUUUUUCAGCACGGUCACCAUGACUCUCAUAUGGAUCAACCUCAUAUUUUUUUUCAUUUACCUGUGCCAAUGCCAAUGGAGAAUGAGGUGUUUUGAUUGCUACAUAUUGGACUUUUUGUACCAUGCGAUAGCCAUAACAUUAUUGAUAGUGAGUUCUAUCUUUUUGGCCCUGAACGUAUGCUCAACUGGACACAUCGUCGGCGCAGUAUUCGGCUUCAUAGCUGCGCUGUUGUAUAUGUUAAGUGCCUUUUUCCUAGCUAGAGAAUAUAUGCAAUUCCGAAAAAUGAGGGAACAAGAAAGGGCUUGGAAGAAUUAUAAUAGGUCUACAAUGUCUUCCACGAUCCGAGACGGUCAACAAGGCAGUCCUAAUAGAUUUUACCCAACGCCUCCUCCAAAUAUGAGUAGAGAUCCUAGGGGUAUAUAUGAUCCCUCUCAUCAGAAUCCCAAUUUCGCGCCCCAAUCCAGUCCUACCAGUGUUUACAACCCUGCUUCUAACCCAGAUUAUUACAGAGGAGACUAUUCUAGUCGACAACUACCUCCUAACACGUAUUAUCCCCCUUCGAUCAAUUCCCCAACUAAUUUUAAUCCGAAUAUUAAUAAUCAGCCCAACAUAGGUUUGAGGGAUGCCCCCAGACAAGUACCCAUACAAUUAGAGGAACCAUUGGAUUACUAUACCACCAAGAGACCUUCUUUCUAAAAUGCUUUUUAAAAUAUUUAUUUUUCGAAAACUUACGAGAACAUUUUUUUUUUAUAAAUAAUAUUUUAUACAUUUUUUUUUAUAACAAUUGUUUAUUUUUGAUUAUUUGAUUAUAAAAAUAGUUAUACGAAAUGAUAAAAAGAACCUAAAUUUUUCCGUUUUACCCCGCUCCCCAAAAUUCUUCCAAUUUUAUUAUAUAAUUAUAUUUAAUUAAAAUAUACGACAAAAUAGAAUUAUAAAAGUUUUUUUAAACGCAUGAAUAAUUCAUAAAUUACUUGUGUUUGUAAUAUAAUAUAACCUAUUUUUUUUUUUUGAACGAAACGAAGUAUAUUGUCUCAAAUAAUUAAAAAUUUGUUUUAUAUAUAUUUAUAUUAUUAAAACCUUUAACAAAAAUGUACAUUUAGAAGAGAAAAAUCAAGAAAAUUUAUAUAUUUUUAAUAUAAGAAAUCUGGCACGCGAUAUACGUAAUUCCUUCACUCAUAUAUAAAAUUCUCGAAAAACUUUUUGUCAUAAUAAAAAAAAAAUACAUAUAAAUAUUUCCAUCGAAUU